CUCGUGGUGCUAUUUGAAUCACUGGAUUUGGAUUUUCAAAAACUCUCUCCUCUUUUGCUCUCUUUUCCCUAAUUCCCCAAAUCUCUGUUUUCUCUCUCUCUUGGCGGCCGACGCGGCGGCGGCUGUGGCUGAGGUUUGAGGCUGAGAGUGUAACUGGUGUUGUUCCCUUUUGCCCUCUCUUUUAUCCCUCUCUCUCUCUCUUUUGUCUUCUAAAACCCCCAUACAUCUGAGAUUUUGGGAUUUAUUAGGGUUUAGAGAUUUUUAAGUGUUGUUAAUGGCGCCUACAGUUGCUCCUCCUGCAGAUCAAACAGCAGAGCUGUUGCAGAAAUUGACUAUAGAUUCACAGGCAAAGCCCUUCGAUAUUCCUGAGCCUACUAAGAAGCCUUCUGUUUAUCAGUAUGGUUCUGUUGAUUCAGGCAACACUGGGAAUACCCAAAUUCCGACGUUUGACAGAUCCACAACACCUUUGCUACAGGAUUUUAUGGAUCCGAAUAUGUGCUAUAUUCCUAGUGGUUAUCCAUCUGCGUAUUACUAUGGAGGCUUUGAUGGCACCGGUAAUGAGUGGGAUGAAUAUUCACAAUAUUUAAAUCCAGAUGGAGUUGACAUGACUUCAGGGGUUUACGGGGACAAUGGAUCUCUUAUGUAUCAUCAUGGUUACAGCUAUGCACCAUAUGGACCGUAUUCACCUGCAGCUUCCCCAGUUCCGACUCUGGGGAAUGAUGGUCAAUUGUAUGGUCCACAACACUACCAGUAUCCUCCCUUCUUCCAGCCGAUGACUCUAACCAGUGGUCCGUUCACGCCAAACCCUGCUGCUCCAUCCCAUGGUGAGCUUCUGACCUCUGCUGCUGCUGAUCAGAAGCCCUUACCUGUUGAAACACCGAACUCAAAUUCCAAUGGAGUUGCCAAUGGUGGCAGUGUGAAGGGGAAUAAUGGUCCAGGCGCAAUAAAACCAUCAUACCCCAGCUCAUUUAAUACCAAUAAUUCUUAUGGAAGGGGACCUCCACCUGGAAGUGUCCCAACCUCCGGAUAUCAGGAUCCAAGAUAUGGUUUUGAUGGGUUUCGAUCUCCUAUCCCAUGGCUUGAUGGCUCUAUGUUUUCAGAUGGGCAGCACAGGCCCGUCUCAAGCCCUGCAAUGAACUCUUUGGUUUCAAAAGCAAAUGGUUUUCCAUCUUCAAGGAAUCAAAACUUCAGAUCUAAUUCUAAUUACAUGGGACUGCACCACCCUGGGCCAAUGUCCGGCAUGGGCACAACUCAUGGUUAUGUCAAUAGAAUGUACCCAAACAAACCAUAUGGCCAGUAUGGGACCACAUUCAGAUCUGGAAUGGGCUUUGGAUCUAAUGGUUAUGAUUUGCGAACAAAUGAAAGGGGUUGGUUGGCAGACAACAAGUACAGACCAAGGGGACGGGGCAAUGGUUAUUUUGGUUCAGGCAAUGAUAUCAUGGACGGUUUUAAUGAAUUGAACAGGGGACCUAGGGCUAAGGGGCCUAAGAACCAAAAGGGUGCAACACCUAUCACAGCAUCUACUAAGGGGCAAAAUAUUCCCUCAGAUGGAACCAAGGAUGAGGAAAAGGCAUAUGUUGUUCCAGACCGUGAACAGUAUAACCUAGAAGAAUUCCUUGUGGAUUAUGACGAUGCCAAGUUCUUUGUUAUUAAAUCAUACAGCGAGGAUGAUGUUCAUAAAAGCAUCAAGUACAAUGUUUGGGCGAGCACACCAAAUGGUAACAAAAAGCUUGAUGCAGCUUACCAGGAAGCCCAGCAGAAAUCUGGUCACUGCCCUAUAUUUCUUUUCUUCUCGGUCAAUACAAGUGGGCAAUUUGUCGGCAUUGCCGAGAUGGUAGGGGCGGUUGAUUUUCAAAAGAAUGUGGAGUUCUGGCAACAAGACAAAUGGACUGGCUGUUUCCCAGUAAGAUGGCUCAUUAUUAAGGAUGUACCUAAUAAUUCCUUGAAGCACAUUACCCUAGAGAACAAUGAGAAUAAGCCCGUCACAAAUAGCAGGGAUACGCAAGAGAUCAAGCUUGAUCAAGGGCUUAAGUUGCUCAAAAUCUUCAAGGAGCAUUCCAGCAAAACUUGCAUUUUAGACGAUUUCGAAUUUUACGAGAUUCGCCAGAAAGCAAUUCAGGAGAAAAAGGCUAAACAUCAGUUGCAAAAGCAGGUAUGGGAAGAAAAGCCUGGAGAUGAAAAGAAAGAUAUAGCAACAACAAAUGGUGAUUUGAUCAAAGAAAUCAAUCCAAUUCCUCACUCGAACGGCCUUCUUUCAGAAGAUGGUUCAGGAUACCCAAAACAGUGAAGAACUUUUUGUCAAACGGUUGCUAACAUUUUCUAUGAAUCCCCUUGGGGAUGUGUUUGUGGUCUUGUAAAAUAUAAUGAAUGCUUGGUGGUUUUUUACUGGCUUUAGAAUUUUAUUAUAGAUUUUACGGUACCAUGGGACCAUCUUCAAGGGGAUAUAAAGUGAAUAAUCCAAGGCGGGGUUGGGGGGGGGGGGGUUGCAGGCAAGCGUUGUAGGGUUUUCUAAGAAUCCAUAAGUCAUUUUAUGAUGGAUAUGUUUUUCUUCUUACCGUUUUUCUUCUUAGGGAGGAUGGGUUUUAGGUUUUUUUUAUUUAUUUCAAGUGGUGGUUUCUUUAUUAUUAUUAUUAUUAUUAUUAUAUAUGCAUGUUGAUUUCUCAAAAAAGAAAAAUAAAAAAUUUGGAUUACAGACUUGGUGCAAA
This is a messenger RNA of Gossypium raimondii (Peruvian cotton), 2705 nucleotides long. RefSeq names its product YTH domain-containing protein ECT4. NCBI's taxonomy places the organism in Eukaryota, Viridiplantae, Streptophyta, Magnoliopsida, Malvales, Malvaceae. Gene Ontology annotation, cellular component: cytoplasm. Bases 275 to 2287 code for a protein of 670 amino acids. The record is from RefSeq and is a predicted model, not a curated record. The transcript is spliced from 9 exons. Gene Ontology annotation, molecular function: mRNA binding. Gene Ontology annotation, biological process: mRNA destabilization.